Aethina tumida (small hive beetle) is the source of this 1623-nucleotide messenger RNA. RefSeq names its product WASH complex subunit 1 (gene wash). The record is from RefSeq and is a predicted model, not a curated record. The coding region runs from base 54 to 1376 and encodes 440 amino acids. Gene Ontology annotation, biological process: Arp2/3 complex-mediated actin nucleation; retrograde transport, endosome to Golgi; exocytosis. The transcript is spliced from 2 exons. Gene Ontology annotation, molecular function: actin binding; alpha-tubulin binding; gamma-tubulin binding. NCBI's taxonomy places the organism in Eukaryota, Metazoa, Arthropoda, Insecta, Coleoptera, Nitidulidae. Gene Ontology annotation, cellular component: WASH complex; recycling endosome; early endosome.
UUUUUAUGGCUUAACUUCCGCAUUUUUACUACUACAAUAAAUUUAAUGGGACAAUGAAUGCGACAUACACAGUACCAAUAAUACCAAAAAAUUUAAGCAAAAAUGAGGCGAUUGUUCAAAUAGCGGAACUAUUAGAUCAUCUGUCCACAGUAAGUGAAGAUCUGUUUAAAAAGAUUGAUGCGAGACUCGAAUCAAACAAAACCAGACUAAACAACAUUACAGAACGUGUAGACAAUGUUCACACUAAAAUUGGUAAACUGAAGGGCGCUAAAAAUGCAACACAAGUGUUCUCGAGCAGUAAAUAUCCUGCUAAUGAUGUAAACAAAGAUUAUAUUUCUAUAUUUGAAAAUACCGAAGCCUUCCAAAUAAAACGGCACAAAAUAAAGCAUAAGAACUAUGUUUCCAACUAUGAACCAAUUGAUAAGAUUUCAUCAUAUCAAAAUCGAAGUGAAACUAGACAAAGGAAAGUUAAAUAUGAUGGUCUCGGAGAUAUGCCCAUAGACAUUGACUGUGUCAACGAUUUAUUAUUAUAUAACUCAGGAAAGAAUUUAUACAAAAACUUCGAAAUUUCCGACGCACUGAAAGGCCCCCAACAUAUUAGAGAGGAAGACAACGUGGACGUCUCGGACAUCGGCGUUGCCCCAUAUUCAAUUCGAGAAGGAGCUUCAAUGAACAAAUCAAAUGUACAACAAUAUUUCUAUGCGCCAAAAAUCGGGGAAGUUCCUGAGUUAGAUGUACCUUUAGAUUUACCCGAUCUUCCUGGAAUUGCGGACGAUCUGCGAUACGAAAACGACAACGCACCAACCAUAGCACCUUCAGCUUUGGCCUCUUCAGUCCUGGCCGAAUUGCCGGUUAUUGAGGAGCCUGUUAAAGAAGACGUUCCUAUAGAUUUACCUCCGCCUCCGCCUUUGCCCAAAGUCGAGCCAGUUGUGGAAGUAAUAAAAGAGGAACCAAAAGAACCAAUUGUUAUACCACAAGCACCGCCUGUACCGGAGGUUUUACCGAGACCUCCGACGCCUAAACAGGAGGAGGAACCGCAGAAGAAAGUUGACAAACUCCCAGGUCCAGCGAUUGAUGCCCGGGCGAGUUUAAUGGAAGCAAUUAGGCAAGCUGGCGGCUCUAAUAAGGCCAAAUUAAAGUCUGUCAUCAAAGAAAGGCCUAAAGAAGUCAAUAAACCACCGGCUGGAGAUUUAAUGGCAGAUCUACAUUCCAAAUUGUCGAUGAGGAGGAAAGGAAUUUCAGGAACGAAAACCGUCGACAACGAUAUUCUAGAUACCAGUACUGCAAUCGGGAAAAUCUCUGCUAUGAUUCCACCCCCAAGUAAGAAUGAUCUAACUGAUUCAACAAAUACUGAAGAUGAAGACUGGGAUGAAUGAAUAAUUGUUAUCAAAAUUAUUACCUUAGGAAUAUAUAUAUUUUAUGAUUGUUAUAUAAAAGUUUUAUAUGGAAUUGUUACUAUUUUAAAAAUUUUGAGUAAACUGAAAUGAUGAAUUUAUACAUUUUAUAUAACCCUGCUGAAUAAAAUUAUGAUUGUUGAUAAUAUUGUGUAAUAAAUCUGAGGAGUGAUCCUUAAAAAAAUACUUAUUCAUAUGGAAAACAAAUUAAAACAAUUUUUAAAUGUGA